Hypoxylon fragiforme is the source of this 2663-nucleotide messenger RNA. RefSeq names its product HET-domain-containing protein. The record is from RefSeq and is a predicted model, not a curated record. NCBI's taxonomy places the organism in Eukaryota, Fungi, Ascomycota, Sordariomycetes, Xylariales, Hypoxylaceae. The coding region runs from base 1 to 2487 and encodes 828 amino acids. The transcript has a single exon.
AUGACUGAACCUAUAGAUAAGCGAUUUAUAGACCCCAAAUGGAAGUAUGUAUCAGCAUCGACAAAGGAGAAACCCAAUGUAUCGCAAUACUGUCCCAUGCAGCCUUAUCUCUCCCUGACUUUGCCCACCUCUAAUAUCCCAAACACAGCUGUUCGAGUCUGUUGUCUUCAAAUUGCCACGGUCUCGCACGACCAAGGAUACAGUGGCCACCCUGGUCAGCACGGCACAUACGGAGGUUCUCACACGUACUUCGAUGUUCGAAUCAAGGAGCCGAGUGGCCAGGACCGUAUGAGGCACCGCGCCAUAAUACACAAUAUUCACGCACUCUACCGGCCCACAAGACAUGUCAAAUAUUGGAUUCAAGAGUCGGAGCAAGACGACCCUCCUGCUGAUACCAAUAGUCCGGCUAAGGAUGGGGCUUGGCUUGCCGAGAUGCAGGGUGGAGAUACAGUGCAGAUCAUCCCCAUGGCCGAAUAUCCGGCCUGGAUUAACUUCGUGCUCGGAGCACGCAUCGAGGUCUGGUACGAGGUUGUCGAAAGGGUUGCCCUGAUACGGGGUAUCACUCAUUCCACAACCGGCUUCUCACUGUAUCGUCAGCUCGACAACGCAAGGAAGGAGAUACGGCUUGUGACCAUCGAGCCAUCGCCAGACCUCGAGAACAGCGUCUUGGAACUAUCCCUAACCCAUACCUACCUCACAAGCGAAGACCAUGUCCCCUACGAAGCGCUUUCGUACUGCUGGGGCGACGACCGCCACAAACGCCCCAUCCUCCUCAAGGGAUCAGACGAAGAUCUCGACCCGGAAGCUCAACCGGAGGCUCAGACCUUCGUCAGCAAGAGCCUGUACCUCGCCCUAAAAGCGCUGCGAAGAGCAAGCACCCCGCGCACCUUCUGGAUCGACCAGCUCUGCAUCAACCAGACGGAGCUCGAAGAGCGCGCCGAGCAGGUCUCGCUCAUGGGCGACAUCUACACGAGCGCCCAGAACAUCCGCAUCUGGCUCGGCGAGCUUGAGGACGACGUGAAAGAAGACUUCGCCAUCCUGAAAAGCAUCUACGACGCCUACGCCCAGGGCAAAAAGCUCAGCGAUGACGCGGGGCCCGAGCAGAUCUCGCUGACGCCGCAGAUAUCGCACAAGCUCAUCACGUCGGACGGCAACGUGCACAUGUCGCACGACCGGGUGUUCCACCGGCCUUGGUUCGAGCGCGUCUGGGUGCUGCAAGAAGUAUGGAACACACCUCGCCAGUGCACCGCGGCGGAGCUGUCGCAGCGCGCAACCGUGCUGUGCGGCGCCGUCGAGCUGCCGUGGUCCGUCGUCAUGCGCGCGAACCAGUGCAUCCAGUCGAACAACGGCAGCAGCUACAACUCGUCGAUGCCCGCCAUCUGGGGGACCCUGUUCCACCCGCCCGACCGCAUGGCGUACCACCACCAAAACCACUUCCACGCUCCGUUCAAGCCCCGCGCCCGCCUCGACGUCCUGACCGUCCUCGUCGCCGCGCUCGAGAUGCGCGCGACGGACCCGCGCGACAAGUUCUUCGCGCUGCUCGCGUUCGGCGAGGAGACGCACGCGGUCCGCGAGCUGCCCGACCUCGUGCGCCCGGACUACGCCAAGAGCGUGCGCCGCGUGUACGCCGACUUCACGCGCUGGUGGAUCCGGCACCAUCGGUCCCUGGGAGUCCUGUCGGCCGUGCACACGCUGACGGGGCGCACGUGGCUGGAUAUGUGGAAGGGGCAUGAUCCGCACGGGCGAGAUUUUAGCGUUAACGUUGGGGAGGUGGAUGAACAGCAGCCGCCGCCGCCGUCGUGGAGCUUCUGGUGCGAUGGCCGCAGCGAGUGGCGCCGCGCGACGCUCGGCACUAGCGACCACGACGACGAGUACAAUGCGAGCGGUGGGCGGGAGGUUGAUCUCGAGCUCGUCGACGCCGCCUCCCUCACCGAAUCCCCCUACACCCUCUCCCUCCGCGGCGUCCGCCUCGGCACCAUCCGCUCCAAGCGGCCCUACCCCUUCCACCGGCGCCCCGUCCUCUCCGAGGCCAUGCACCUCGCGUACGCCAGGAUCUUCGACCCGGCGAGCACGAUCGGCACGUGGGGGCACGCGAAGCUGCUCACGCACCUGCCCGUCAUGGACCACGGGCAGCUGCCGUACCACUACUUCUCGCACUGGCGCAACGCGUCGCGGUACGCGCUGGAUGAGACCUCGGGCUUGGUAGGUGAGGAGGAGGAUGAGGAUACGCCGGAUUAUCUGCCGUGUCAUGGGGAGUGCAUGUUUGACACCGAGACGCAUGUGGGACUGUGUCCGAGCGGGUCGCGGGUCGGCGAUGUGGUGGUGGUGUUGUUUGGUGGGAGAGUGCCGUAUCUGUUAAGGCCGGCGGGCGAGGAGGGGAAGGGAGAGUAUAGGUUGGUGGGGGAGUGCUAUGUUGAGGGGGUUAUGCAGGGUGAGGGGUUUGAGGAGAGGGUCGCUGGGCAUGAGGAGGUUUUCACGUUGAUAUGAUCUUAGGGGGUUGGGCUGGGAGAGAGAACUGAUUGUUGGACAACGUUCCGGGCUAUUUGGAGCGGGUAAUGAAUGCUAUGACCUAUGUUCGCCGUAGUACUCUCACCUUGGGAGUUACGUUUCUAAUUUUAGAUUUUAAUCACAUAGAUAGAAAUGAAGCCAUGUUUACCUCCGUA